Molecule: messenger RNA, 3037 nt
Organism: Mycotypha africana
Lineage: Eukaryota; Fungi; Mucoromycota; Mucoromycetes; Mucorales; Mycotyphaceae
Product: RNA12 protein-domain-containing protein
Exons: 7
Coding region: 203-2833 (876 amino acids)
Cellular component (GO): mitochondrial inner membrane
Molecular function (GO): RNA binding
Source: RefSeq, a predicted model, not a curated record
UUUUUUUUCUAGGACUCAACAAGCAUAACUUAAUACACAAGUUAAACAAUGUCAUAUAAAAAUUGUGUUUUCACUACGCUUACCGAUUGUGGAGGAGGGAAUACGAAAAUGCAACCCCGCAUUAUGAGGAAUUUAUUACAACAUAUCAGGCAUUUUGUGUCAGAAGGAUUACUUUCUUAUUCGCACAUGUCAAUACUUCUAAAUGCUGUCAAAUUCUCAAAACAUUAAGUAUGCAAGGCUUGACACUAUGAAAAGAUUCACUUGUCUGAUGCUCCGUCCGCGACAUUAUACAAUUGUACAAAAUACUCCUCAUGUCAAAAAUAAAAUCAUAGCCACUGGUAGAUCCCCACACGUAUAUAAAACGAUGCGUGCGGAAACUAGUGUCUCUAAGCCGUUACCGACGUCUAUGGACAGUACCAUUCGAAAAACGAAUGGUGAGGCCAUGCAAGACCAGACAACACAGUUAUAUCUGGACAACGUCUUUCCAUUAAAGAUCAGCUCCAUAGAUUUUCGUCAAUGGUUUUUCAGACGGUCAAAACACUUCUUAGAGAAUAGAGUCCAUCAAGCGAUACCAUCUAAUGAACUGCCAAACAACUUUAGUAUUCAGGAAAUCAUGGCCCGAACAAAGGAUGGCGGCGCAAUUGUUACCUUCGCGUUCAGAAGUACCGAAAGCAACAAAUAUAAAGUAGCUAAAGAUAUUGUGGAUCGCAUCAACGAAUAUAUACAAAAGAACAAGAUCGUUGCACCUUUCAAUUUUCAACAAGUAAGAGCCUUUAUCGUUAAAGGUUCCCCAUUCAUGGAAGACAUCCUAGCCAGAUACCCUACACAACGUAUUCGAAUUGAAUUUCAGGGGGAGCCAGUAAACGUAGAAAAACUCUAUACACACUUGAGGCCCUUCGGAAGAAUGUUUGAUAUAGCAUUGUAUCCGAAUCCUUUUAUUGCAAAGGAUCCCGCUCGUUACGCAAUUGUACAGUUCACAAGAGUGAGAUCAGCAACUAGCGCAAGGAAUUGUUUACAUGGACAAGUGAUAGACGGGACACGACUGAAUAUUCUUUAUGAAAGACAAUUGAGACCUAAUGUCGUUAAAGACUGGUUGGUCAAUCAUCCUCGUAUUACUGUUCCUUUAUUCGCUGCUAUCUUUGCUGGUGUUACCUAUGCUAUUUUUGAUCCUAUCCGCGUUUUCUUCAUUACAUCAGACAUUACCCAAAGAUUUAAUCCCGAAGAAUAUGCGAUUUAUCGCUGGUUGCGUAAUGAAACUUGGAACCGCUUGAUGCCAGGAUCAGCAAGAGAUUUGACAACUCAGCACCAUUCAUUAUGGGCUGAUGAUACAGAACAAAUAGGUCGAUUGAAAUCAUGGCUUGCUGAAACUCCGGAAACCUUCCUUGUGGUCACGGGUCACAAAGGUAGUGGCAAAUCUGCUUUAGUAAAAUCAGCGCUGAAAGAUAGAAAAAAUAAGUUAUUCAUCGACUGUGAAGCUAUUGGAAAUGCACGAAAUCAGUCUGAAUUAACCAAGAAUCUGGCUAAAGAAGUUGGUUACUUUCCUGUGUUUACAUGGAUGUCGUCGAUCAGCCGGCUAGUCGAUACUGCUGUCGCUGCCACUACUGGUCAGAAAGCCGGCCUUUCUACUUCCCCUGACUCCCAAAUCAAAAGUAUUUUAGAAACAGUUGCCAUCUCGUUACGAGACAUCGUAACAGACGAAAAAGAAGCGCGAUUGAGAGAGCGUGAGCAUGCCAAUCAGCAGAGCUUGAUUUCUAAACUUAAGAAGCUAAUAACAGGACGGGACUAUCACCAGCCGCUCAUCAGAAAGGAUCUUGAGAAUGAGAAAAAGGCAAGGAAGAAAGAGCACGGUAAAGAAGGCGUACCAAAUGGUGAUAGCGAGGAGCAAGACGUGAAGAGCAUACCCAUUGUAGUUAUCGACAACUAUAUGUAUAGAGAAACGAACAAAAAUGCAAAACUAUGGGAAGAGUUAGCUGAAUGGGCCGCUUUGUUGAUUGAAAACGAGAUUGCCCAUGUCAUUUUUGUGAGCUCAAAUGCUGGUGUUAUGAAGCUAUUGGGAAAAGCACUUCCUGGAAAGAGCUUUUCUACCGUAUCUUUAUCAGAUGCUCCACCUGAAAUAGCGCUAUCUUUUAUACAGAAGCAAUUAGGCUCAGAGAUGGAAGAUCCUUAUUUACGAGACAUCGUAGGAGCUCUUGGUGGACGCUUGACUGAACUUGAACUCUUGGUUCAAAAAAUGAGAAUGCAGAUGGAUGCACAAACCGCCUUUGAAGAUAUUGUCAGCCGUAACAUGAUAGAGAUCCGUAAAUAUGGUUUUGGUGAUGCCGUUGAUGAUUAUCAUAAGAUAGAGUGGACACCAACACAAUUUUGGGCUAUUGUAAAACGACUAACUCAAAGUGCAAGUAUUAAUUACGAUGAAUUGAAAUGGGGACCUGAAUUUAGUGGUGAUGAUAAUGCUCUGAAAUCAAUGGAACGAGCUGAGCUCAUUUUAAUAACACAGAAGGAAGGUCGUCCUCAUGCUAUUAAGCCUGGCAAACCUAUUUAUUACACUGUUUUCAAUCGCUUGGUAUCCGAUACAGUAUUUGCAGCCUCUAUGGAAAUCGACAAUAAUAUGGUUUUGAAGAAGAAAGCAGAACAAGAGAUGACGAAGCUAGAAGACACAAUUCAAAAGCUGGCUAGUAUUAGCCCUAAACCACCCAAAGAGAUUGAUGAGCGUAUCCGUUAUUUGCUGUCAAAGCUCCAAGCUAUGGAGAAAAGUAUAGAAGAAUAUGAUGCGAAUAUUUCGAAGGCUAAAAAAAUUGUUUCUGAGGCAUGGGUACCUGAUGAAGAAGAUUAUUAAUUGAAGAUAAUCACUUAUUUGCUACUUGGCACUGAUUGCCACUGAUCUACCAUAACAUUAAUAAAAAAGAAACAUACACAUUUGAACUGUUUGUUUUUCGAACUUUAAAAGAAUGAUUACGUAAAAUCAUCAGCAUAUUUGAAAAUCACCUAGCUUAAUUCUUUCAUAUUGAAGAAUUCUGUUUUAUUGUAAUUUUUUAUUCAC